Molecule: messenger RNA, 2209 nt
Organism: Brassica napus (rape)
Lineage: Eukaryota; Viridiplantae; Streptophyta; Magnoliopsida; Brassicales; Brassicaceae
Exons: 14
Coding region: 1377-2093 (238 amino acids)
Biological process (GO): DNA repair; DNA replication; DNA recombination
Cellular component (GO): nucleus
Molecular function (GO): DNA binding
Source: RefSeq, a predicted model, not a curated record
UAUGCUUAAUGUCUCUUAAUGUCUCUGACAAUAAUCAUUCAUCCAUCCAUGAUCUUUAAGUAAAAUUGUUCGAUAAGAAAGACGAAAAGAAGAUGACGACAGCAGUCGAGAUGGCUUCACAUUCUCAGGUUUUAGUGGAAGAUAAAUCUAGUCUUAGAAUCUUGACACUAAACAGACCAAAGCAAAUGAAUUCUCUGUGCUCCAACAUGAUCACUCGGUUGCUACAAUUGUUCCUUGCAUAUGAGGAGGACCCUAAUGUGAAACUCCUCAUCCUAAAGGGUCAGGGAAAAGCCUUUUGUGCUGGUGGCGAUGUUCGACCUGUUAUUUGUGACAUCGUACAAGCAUUUGGAUCAUCUAUUUCUGCGGCGGCGACGGAUGACGCCUGCGUUUCCUUUCUAUCGUCUGAAACGGCCGGAGUAAUGGAUUCGUCAUUAUUCCAAUUUAAUAUGAUCGCCCACCACAGACCCUUCGAUGCGCCGUUCCUAUCUCCUGAGCGAUGAAGAUCUGUAUAAAUACGUAAGUACUUCUUCUUAUCUCCAUCUCAUACCCUUUCUAUCUCUUGAGAAAAUUUGAUUCGUGUUAUUAUGGCUAUUUUGAGAAUCUUCUUCUCUGACUUGAAGUCCGGCAACUGCUCUUUCGUCGUCGAGGCAAGGCUGCUGCGAUAUUGGGAGGCGAGGAACGUCAAACGCGGUGGUGAGCUGAUGUGGAUCGAUAUGCUGCUUAUGGACGUCAAUUCGACUAUAAUGCAAGCUACUAUCAACGCUAACCGGGUUUCAAAAUUCCGAGAGAGGCUCCCCACAGGAUCGAUGUAUUCUGUCUCCGGCUUCGACGUUGCUCGGUGUGCUCAGAACUUCCACCUUGCAGACUCCCCCUUGAUGAUCCGGUUUAAUGAUUCAACUGACUUUGACGUGUUAGUCAAUCCGGUCUCACCGUUACCGGAAGAGGGAUUCCGGUUUUGUAAUCAAACCGAGUUGGUCGGAUUAGCCAACACGAACUCUCAUCUUCCUGAUGUCAUUGGUGAGAUCACGGCCGUGAAGAGCACCGUGUGUGAGCCUCCGGAGGAUAAAAACCGUGUCAUGGUGACCGUUAGAUUGGAAAAUGAUGUGUCUGUUACUCUUAGCCUGUUCGACGCUCAAGCUGUUUCGUUUCACCAAAAGCUUGAAGGCAUGCGUGUUGAUCGUAAAGUGAUUGUUGCCACGAACAUAAAUCCGUAGAUGGUUGGAGGUCGUUUGUUCCUCAACGCAACAUCGGGAACGCAUGUUUAUUAUGAUAAGGAAACUAAUGCAGGAGAAUCUUUCUUCUACAGAUUGGUGGCUAGGGACACUGGUCUUCCAUCUGCUGCACCCCUGCUAAGGUCAUAUGGAAAGGUUUAGCCCAUGACAAUUGCUGAGCUAAAUGAUUUUAUCAUCACUGCCCCCUCUCAGGACAUCGACUUUUUAUGCACCGGGAGAGUCUCGCGUGUUGAAACAGACAAUGGGUGGUGUUACGUUGCAUGCUCUAAGUGCAGUAAGAAGUUGCAGAGAUCUGUCUCUUCGUUCGAGUGCGUGCGUUGCAGUAAUCCUAAUGCAAUCGGGUCUCUGCGCUAUCGUGUUGAGAUGGUUAUAGCGGAUGAUACUGCCGAAGGGACAUUCGUUUGUUUCGAUGGUGUAAUGACAAAGCUACACAAUCUCAUGGCAAGUGAGGCUGUUCAAUUGUUGGCUGAAGAAGGGGUGAAUCCUGAGGACUCUAUGAUGCCCCCGUUUGUUGCAGCUAUGGAAGUCAAGACUUACACCUUUCAAGUUCGAGUCACAUCGUACAACUUCACCGUCAAUCAUAAGUCAUUCACCGUCAAUCAUAAGUCAUUCACCGUGUCUCGCAUCAUCAAUGAGAUUGACCGUGUGCCAGCCCCUGACUUUGUCGAUAACGGAGGUGAUGACAAUGAUGAUGACGAUGCACCAGAUAGCACAGUAAGUCACGGAGAAUUUGCUCCCGGCAAGGACGGUUGUGAUACAUCAAAGAGUGCUGGAAAGGAACAAGUCGGUAAUGCGCGUAAGGAGGCGCGUGUUGAAAAAGAUGGAGUAUCAGUAGUUAUCUUUUCAUGUUUUGUGUUUUAAUAACGUUUUCGCAUUCUACUUCUUUUCCCGAAUUAUCUAUCUAUGUUAUGGAUAUCUUCUGUUUACGUUUCCUUGCUUUUACUUUGUGGAUUUUAUGAAUAUUUCGUUAUGGACCA